Molecule: messenger RNA, 1965 nt
Organism: Hydractinia symbiolongicarpus
Lineage: Eukaryota; Metazoa; Cnidaria; Hydrozoa; Anthoathecata; Hydractiniidae
Product: neuronal-specific septin-3-like
Exons: 12
Coding region: 137-1366 (409 amino acids)
Biological process (GO): cytoskeleton-dependent cytokinesis
Cellular component (GO): microtubule cytoskeleton; septin ring; septin complex
Molecular function (GO): GTPase activity; molecular adaptor activity; GTP binding
Source: RefSeq, a predicted model, not a curated record
AACACUGGUAGCCAUCUUUGUGUAUAGUCGCAAAGAGCCGUCAUAAAAAUUUGGGGAGGGUGAAAGAAAUUAAAAAGAGCAAGUUCCAUCACCCUAUUUGAUUGUAAUAUCUGUAGCCAAUAUUUGGUAACGCGUCAUGGAUUCCCAACAAACCAAGAAUAUCCUGACUAAUUCUCAAUACGAAGCACUACUGAAAGUAUACAAGUUUGCUGAUGUAGAAGAAACUGGUCGGGUUGAUGUCGCGACCAUUACAACUCUCGCUGUUCAGCUUAUGGGACAGAACUUCAGUGAAGCUGAAAAGGAAAGUGUAAACAAAAAAGCAGAAGCAAGAGCCGAAAAAGGAUUAUUAUCGUACACAAACUUCUUGAACAUAAUGCUUGAGACAAUGUCAAUGACAACACAGUGGGGCACUAAGUUAAAAACACAAGUGGAUGGAUACGUUGGCUUUGACUCAAUCCAGGAGCAGUUGCGUUUAAAUUCUUUAAAAAGGGGUUUCGAAUUUAAUAUAAUGGUUGUAGGUGCAUCAGGUCUUGGCAAAUCUACCCUAAUUAACACAUUGUUUAAAACACGAGCUGCAAGAACAAGCUGUACUACUGAGAAUUCAGUUAUACCAAAAACUGUUGAAAUUAAGAGUGUAACGCAUGUUCUUGAGGAGAAGGGUGUCAACCUUAAACUAACUGUGACUGACACGCCUGGUUUUGGAGACCAAAUAAAUAACAAGAACUGUUGGGAACCUGUUUUGGGUUAUAUUAAUCGUCAGUAUGAUAUCUACCUAAAUGAAGAGAUCAGUAUUAACAGACGAAUUAGGAUUCCAGAUAAUCGAGUUCAUUGUUGUCUUUAUUUCAUUGCGCCAACUGGGCACAGAUUGAAACCGCUGGACAUCAUUGUAAUGAAGCAUCUGGAUAAGUGUGUUAAUGUCAUUCCAGUCAUUGCGAAAGCUGAUACUCUUACACUGGAAGAAAGAGAAGCAUUUAAAAAACGAAUUCGCGAAGAUAUUCAACUUAACAACCUGAACAUCUAUCCCAUCAUGCACUCCAACCUUAUCGACGAAGAAAUUAAAUUGAAUAAUAAAGUGAAGGAACAACUUCCAUUUGCUGUUGUGGGGAGUGAUCGUUAUGUCAGUGUUGGAAGCAAGAACGUGUUGGGAAGGAAAACAAAAUGGGGAGUUAUCGAAGUUGAAAAUCGAGCCCACUGCGAAUUCCCUCUUCUUCGUGAUCUGCUUAUCAAGACCCACAUGGAAGACAUGAUCGAAGUAACGAAAGCUAUUCAUUAUGAAAAUUAUCGACGAACCAAGUUGGCUGAGAAACACGCAAAACAAACCAACCAAAGCGAUGCGCGAUCACCUCAAGACAAAAACCAAGUGUAAAGUUUAAAAAAUAGAUAGAAAAGAAAAAAGAUAUAUAUCAGGUGAACACAAUCUGAAUAACCGAGACCUCCUGAAAGAUUGACUUUGUUUACCAAAUAUUUAUGUUUAUACAAUGACAGAGUUGACAUAGAAAGUUGUUUUUGUCUCGAUAAUUUUUUUUACAUUUAUACGAGUAUUAUUUAAUAUUUUAUUUUAUCGCAGUUGCGAACUUUUUCUUUCCUUCUUGAAGGUUCCGCUUUUAUUCCGCUGAAUAAACAACCUGUAAUGAAUCAAUAGAGUGCAGACCAGAGUUAAUUUCGGUAUUUCCAAAAUUCUAAAUAUAAAGCGAUUACGUCACUUCUUACGCUUGUAGAGGGUCAGGCUGACGAAUGUGGUUUGGAUUUCGGCUGUUCAUUAAAGAUUGUUGUUUAAUUUUUUCACGCAUGCGCAAAACUAUAAAAGUUUUAGAACAACUUUUCAUACAUUUUAAAGCAAAUCAUUUAAAUAAUUUUAUAGAUCAAUUUUUUGCCAAAUAAUCUUUUUUCUUUGAUUUUUGUUUGUUGUUGUGGAUUCUAGUUUGUUUUUUUUGUGACAUAACAACGAAUAAUAAAAUUCUAUUC